Messenger RNA from Cooperia oncophora, 795 nucleotides. The record is from the annotation of a GenBank genome assembly. Lineage: Eukaryota; Metazoa; Nematoda; Chromadorea; Rhabditida; Trichostrongylidae.
AUGUGUAGCAUGCGCCUCCAGAUGUUAAGGUAUCUGUCAGCGUCACGCAAGUGGGUACCGGAAGGGAUCGAUGCAUGUUCGAGCUAUCUACACCUGGUCGCCUGGGGUACUGCGGCGCUAAUGACGAUCGUCGUUCUUGUCAUGCAAAGGGUGGACGCAUCGGAACUGUCUGGAAUCUGUUCUGUGGGUAAUACGGAUCCAAAUUCGCUCUUGUUCUUUUCUUUGGUGCCUCGUUCGGUGCUCGUGUUCUUUGGCACGUGUUUCGUCAUCGCCGGUUUCGCCAGCAUGUGCCGUGAACGUGACAGUUUCAGAAGACGAGGAACGGAUACGUCAAAGCUCGACAAGCUGAUGUUCAAGAUGGGCCUAUUCUGCCUGCUCUACAUCUUUCCGGCGGUAACACAGAUCCUCUGUGAUAUCUAUGCUUUCAACACCGUAAAGAGAUGGUAUCCGACUACAAUCGCAUGCAAGAGAAGUGGCGGCGUUGAGAGUGGUCACUGCCAUCGCCAACAUCUACCACAGGCAGAGAUCUAUCAUCUGAACCUGAUGAUGUCGCUGGCUGUGGGAGCGUCUUGUGCGAUGUGGGUACUGUCUCCGAAAACCCUGCUGUCGUGGCAUCGUGUGCUGUGCUGCGGAAUGUGCCGUUCUGCUCCACAGAAACCGACAACCACUAGCACAACGGGUGCAACACGUCCACUUCUGGAGCCGCCAACAGCACCACCACCACAUCCACCGUCACACUACGUGCCGAUGUCGUCACAUGGUCAGAAUGCUUGGCGACCAUCCAAAGUCGUCUAA